AUGGCAUCUCUCCGCACCCCAGUGAAGAGGUUAAUACGACAACCACCCUGCCGGCUGUAUUCGGGAGCUCCUUCGUCGUCGGCACGGCUCAAUUUGCCUAUUGACUACAAGUCGACACCGUUACUGCAUCACACUUCAUCCUCGCUGGCGAGUGCACUAGAGCUUCCGGGUUCCACGACGACGAAAUCGCUCAACCUAUACCAGGCCAUCAAUUCGGCGCUGCGGACGGCCUUAGCGAUGGAUGAUAGAGUCAUGCUUUUCGGUGAAGAUGUGGCGUUUGGUGGAGUCUUUCGGUGCUCGAUGGAUUUGCAGACCGAGUUUGGCUCGGAGCGUGUGUUCAAUACCCCCUUGACGGAACAAGGGAUUGCCGGAUUCGCUAUCGGAGCCGCGGCGCAGGGGAUGAAGCCUGUGGCGGAAAUUCAGUUCGCGGAUUAUGUCUUCCCGGCGUUUGAUCAGAUUGUCAAUGAAGCGGCCAAGUUCAGAUACCGAGAGGGUAAUACGGGGAUGAAUGUGGGUGGCAUGGUGGUCCGGAUGCCCUGUGGCGCUGUCGGACAUGGUGCCCUUUAUCACACACAGUCCCCCGAAUCACUAUUUGCCCACAUCCCAGGCGUGCAGGUUGUCAUCCCUCGAUCACCGUCCCAGGCAAAGGGACUCCUUCUCAGCGCCAUCUUCCAAAGCAAUAACCCUGUCAUUUUCAUGGAACCCAAGAUUCUCUACCGAGCAGCGGUGGAACAUGUGCCGAACGAGUACUACACAAUACCUCUUAGCAAAGCUGAAGUGGUUAAGCCUGGAACAGACGUGACCGUGAUCUCUUAUGGCCAGCCAAUGUAUCUCUGCUCCGCAGCGAUCAGUGCUAUCGAGAAAGCUACGGGCGCCAGUGUAGAGCUCAUCGAUCUGCGAACAAUAUACCCGUGGGACCGUCAAACGGUCCUGAACAGCGCGAAGAAAACCGGAAGGGCUAUCGUGGUGCACGAAAGUAUGGUCAACUACGGCGUCGGUGCUGAAGUCGCCGCCACCAUCCAGGAUGGCGCCUUUUUGCGCCUUGAAGCUCCGGUGAAACGAGUUGCUGGAUGGAGUACUCACACGGGUCUCACUUAUGAGAAAUUGAUAUUGCCGGACGUUGCGAGGAUAUAUGAUGCCAUCAAGCAGACACUCGAGUAUUGA
Molecule: messenger RNA, 1164 nt
Organism: Aspergillus clavatus NRRL 1
Lineage: Eukaryota; Fungi; Ascomycota; Eurotiomycetes; Eurotiales; Aspergillaceae
Product: 2-oxoisovalerate dehydrogenase
Exons: 3
Coding region: 1-1164 (387 amino acids)
Biological process (GO): response to nutrient; branched-chain amino acid catabolic process
Molecular function (GO): catalytic activity
Source: RefSeq, a predicted model, not a curated record